AUGAGUCUGAACAGCCGUGCAGGAUACUCACAAUCAGUGUAUAUACCGCACGAUGAAGAUAGUUUUGAUGCCAAUACGAGCUUGCUGGGUAAUGAUUUGCUACCCAUGAGUACUAGUCAUGCCCAAUCACGGCAUAGAGUCGAUUAUUCAGUCAAGGGUCAAGCAUUUGAAGAUACACAGUUUGAUGGUACGGAGACAAACGAAGAAUCCCUACAGCAUAAUGAGGUAAAUAUACUACGAGAUUAUCUGUCUGGUUCGCAACUUCGUCGUAACAACUAUUCACAAGACACGCAGGUUAUAAAUUUUGAUGACGACGUAAUCUCGAUGGAUAUUGAAGGCAACUCUACUCAAAAAAGCAAGGUGGACUAUCCAAAUACAGAUGCUCCAGGGCAGUUACAAACUCAACGGAAUGAUAAUGGUACCAUACCGACACAACUAAGUUUUAGUGCGUUGGCGGAUACUCAAAUUAUACGUGGAGAACAAACUGCUUCACUCGAACGACCAAUGAGCCAAGAGUCGAAUGAUUUGAAAGACACACAAGUCAUCCAAGAUGAUUUUAGAAGUAUGUUUGAAAACUUACGUGACACCCAACCAAUCAAGAACGAUUCUAGAAGCAGAUACAAUGAUCUUGCAGAGACUCAAAUUAUCAUUCGACGUCGUCAUCAAAAUCUACCCGACACACAAGUUAUAGACAAUGACACGCAUCUACCAAACGUCGAAAGUUUUGAAUCACUUGAUAUACUACGUGAGAUGUCAGAUAAACACAAAGAUGGUGUAACUAGAAACCAAGAGGCUGAUAAACACAGGAAAUCCCUAUAUUCAAUUCUUCCAGAUACUCAAGUUAUUACUAAACCCCGAAAUGGCCCUCUUGAUGAGGCCAAUGUUACUACAGAAAAUACAAGAAGUCCAUUUAUCGAUGACAAUUCGCAGAGCUACCAAGUUGAACUAAACAAUAUGCAACAGGUAUCUCAUAGACAAGUGAUUAAUACACAAGAUGAGUUGGAUACAUCGCUAUUCCUACUGAAACCAAAUACACUUGAAGUUCAGACAGAUGAAGAGAAAGAUGUCUCAGAUGUGAAAGAAGAAAGCAACGAUGUGGUAGUUUUGGACGAUACAAAGGUUGACAUUGACCAAGAAUCUAUCCGUCAGAAGCGUAGAAUUUCGCAUAGUCCAGUCAAGAUCAAACGAAGCAAGACGGCUAAUAUCGAAAAAUAUGGCGAUGGAUAUAGAACGCAGAACUUGGUUACUACCCCUGGCGAUCGCACUCGCUUGCGAAAUCAUUCGGAACCGUUGGUGUUUGCUUCACCUUUUGACAAGACUUUUUCAACUUCGUCGUCAUCGCCGAGCAAGAGGGUUGCUGAUCAGCUGGUACGCACCGACGAAGACCAAACACAGGCUGAUGCGACUGCUGAAGAAAGCGGUGAGAUAAAGGGAGAAGUAGAAGUGGAGGAGGAGGAGUCAAAAAGUGAUGUACGAAGUAUUUUGGAUAACGUAUCUUCACGACAUAUUUCCCCGCCCAGCUCUCCUAAUGGACUCAACACAAUGAGCUUGAGCGAGAGUGAAGCGGACGAAGAUGAGGAUGAUGGAGAUGGAGAUGCCGAUUACACAAACACAGAAAAUGACAAUUAUGGUGAAGUUAGUGUUGCUGAAAAGACCACAUCUGAUGAGCGGAAAAUCGUACCUAAACGAAGAGUGAAUAACAUUGUUGAUUCGCAAACAUCUUCCUGCGAUAACAUUUUGCCUCAAGACGACGAGUACACCAUUGCUGGAGUAUUACGAAAAGAAAAAUCAAGUGUUUUAUAUGAAGACGAGAUUGUAGCUACGAAUAGUGUCUGGGCCACAUACAAUUUGAAAAUGUACAGCGGAUACGUAUCGGCAAAGUACGGCGACUUCCUGAUUGUUGAAUUUGACCAAGAUUCAUCACGCAUCAAGAAUGAGGAUUUGAACCCGUUGGAUAUCAGAAUUGGCGACACGUUGAAUGUGAGGAGCAAAAGGUUCAAGUGUGUUGUUACCGGCUUAUCUUCAGCAGAACUGUUGAGCGGAAUCAGAUGUAUCCGCGGCUACAACCUUGUGCAUGUCAAGAGAAAUUCGAAACAGCGCAAGGGUGCCGAUGGUGCCGAAUUUAUGGUUGCCGUAUCUCAAUGUUCGAUGGAAUUGGGCGAUUGGAUCAUACACCAACAAAAAUUUCGAAUUGAACGAAGAAAUAAUGGCGAUGGUGAAGGUGCUGCUGCUGCCAAUGAAAUCUUGUCAACACCAGUCACCAUGUCUAUGCACCCAACAACCAGUGGAGUCGUAAACCUGACAUACCCUUCAACGCCAUCAAAACUAUCUCGUCAUUCAACAAUGUCACACCCACUCAGUCCAUCACCUAAAAAGGGUGUCGUUCAAAACUCAAAGCUUUUUGCUAAUAGAUUAUUUUGCAUAACCAAUAUCGAUGGGCCAAGAAAACACACACUUAAAACCAUGAUUGAAUCAAAUGGUGGUACUUAUCUCGACUCCAAUUUAAUGGAAAUAUUCCAGUACAUGAGGAGUACGCAAAGCGGUGGAAGACUUUACCUCAAAUCUUCCUAUUCAAUCACUAGUGAAUUGCAGUUUGCCGGUUUGAUAUCAAACAGCUAUUGUCGUAGUUCAAAGUAUUUGCAAGCCCUAGCGCUCGGCUGGCCCCUUUUAUCCGAAUGCUAUAUUGAUGAUGUCAUCAAUGGUGUGGCUGAUUUAGAACAGUGGCCCGUAUACUGCCUACCGGCAGGGCAAUCAACUAUAUUAAACACCGUGAUGAAUUGUGAUGUAUUCAAGUUUCGAAAAAAUCACGAGUUGGGUAAAUGUUUGGAUUUCCAAAUGGACUUGAAUAAUGAUUUAUUGACAAGUUACAAUGUCAUAGUCAUGUCACUGGGGUCAGUGAAAGAAUUGGACAAGAGAAGUAUUAUUGAAAUGGAUACUUGCAAAUUUAUAUUUCAUGCUUUUGGAGCUAGAUCAUUAAACUUUGCCGAGUUAAACAUUGAAGGAGCUGAUCAUGAUGGUGUUGCUGAUGAUACAUAUGGUAACUUUUUAAACAUGGUCAAGAAGCUACACGGUGAAUCCAAUGGCGACAUCUUGAUUUGCGAUUAUGGCAGCAACAAAAUCGCCGAGCAAUUGCUUUCUUUGGGAAAUGGAGCAACCAGUUUCCGCGAAAAUUCGAAACGAAGCUACUCAAGGGGGCGUAAACCAAAACGACAACAUGAAAAUGACAGCAUCGGUUUGAAAGUUGUUGAUUGGGAAUGGGUGGUGCAAUGCGUGAUAUCGCGACAUAUUUGGCAACCUGCAGUGACUAUCAAGAUCAACGUGUGA
Lodderomyces margitis is the source of this 3324-nucleotide messenger RNA. RefSeq names its product chromatin-binding protein (gene RAD9). The coding region runs from base 1 to 3324 and encodes 1107 amino acids. Gene Ontology annotation, molecular function: histone binding. Gene Ontology annotation, cellular component: nucleus. Gene Ontology annotation, biological process: DNA damage checkpoint signaling; positive regulation of transcription by RNA polymerase II. The transcript has a single exon. NCBI's taxonomy places the organism in Eukaryota, Fungi, Ascomycota, Pichiomycetes, Serinales, Debaryomycetaceae. The record is from RefSeq and is a predicted model, not a curated record.